Molecule: messenger RNA, 1605 nt
Organism: Microthlaspi erraticum
Lineage: Eukaryota; Viridiplantae; Streptophyta; Magnoliopsida; Brassicales; Brassicaceae
Source: the annotation of a GenBank genome assembly
AUGAGCUCAUUUUCCUUUUCUUCUUCUCCAGUUUCCAAACUUCAGUGGCGCGCGAACUGUAACCAUAAACCCAAUCGCCCGAUUGUUCAUCUUCCUCUCUCUCUUCUCCAUGGCAACAGCUAUUCAUGGAGAUUAUCUUGUAACCUUACUCAACCUGGUCUCGAUUUCGAGGAAAGUGUGGAGAAAGAUGAAAUCCCUCAGUUCCUCGAUUUCUCUGCAGAGGAGGAGCCGAAGGCGACGAUUGCUGCUCCAUCUACAAUGCUGAGGAAGAAGAAAGCUGAUGAAGAGAGCUUGGACGAUAGAUUCAAGCUCAGAAAUGGAAAGGAGGUUUUUGAGGAGAAGGCAUAUCUAGUGGGAGUGGAAAGAAAGGGUGAUGGAGAAUGUUUGUUUGAUAUAGAGGAAUCACUUGAGGAGCUAGAACAGCUUGCGGAUACUGCUGGGCUUAUGGUUGUUGGUUCUACGUAUCAGAAGCUAGCUUCCCCAAAUCCCAGAACAUACAUUGGAUCGGGAAAGGUCUCGGAGAUAAAAAGCGCCAUUCAAGCGUUGGACGCUGAGACCGUGAUAUUUGACGAUGAACUUUCACCAGGGCAAUUGCGUAAUCUAGAAAAGGCCUUUGGUGGGGAUGUACGAGUUUGUGACCGCACUGCUCUUAUCUUGGACAUUUUUAACCAAAGAGCUGCAACUCAUGAAGCGGCCUUGCAGGUUGCUCUAGCUCAAAUGGAAUACCAGUUACCACGGCUAACUAGAAUGUGGACUCAUCUUGAGCGUCAAUCAGGUGGCCAAGUUAAGGGUAUGGGAGAGAAACAAAUUGAAGUUGAUAAGCGUAUCCUGCGUACUCAAAUUGGAGUUCUCAAAAAGGAGUUGGAAUCUGUUAGAAAGCACCGAAAGCAGUAUAGGACCCGGCGUGUUGCUGUACCUGUUCCUGUGGUAUCUUUGGUUGGUUACACAAACGCUGGAAAGAGUACACUUUUGAACCAAUUGACUGGUGCUAAUGUUCUCGCUGAAAAUCGUUUGUUUGCAACCCUUGAUCCAACUACAAGAAGGGUUCAGAUGAAAAACGGGAAGGAGUUUCUUCUCACAGAUACCGUUGGUUUUAUCCAAAAGUUACCAACCACCCUGGUUGCUGCUUUCAGAGCAACACUCGAAGAGAUAUCAGAGUCGUCCCUUUUGGUGCAUGUUGUUGACAUCAGCCACCCACUGGCAAAUCAACAAAUAGAAGCUGUGGAAAAGGUCAUGUCUGAACUCGAUGUCUCAUCAAUCCCGAAAUUGGUUGUGUGGAACAAGGUUGAUAGAGUGGAUGAUCCUCAAAAGGUCAAGCUGGAAGCAGAGGAAAACGGGGAUGUAAUUUGUAUAUCUGCCCUGACUGGAGAAGGACUAGACGAAUUCUGCAAUGCUGUUCAUGAGAAGCUCAAGGAUGCAAUGGUUUGGGUUGAAGCCCUGUUGCCAUUUGAUAAAGGGGACCUUCUAAGCACUAUACACAAGGUUGGAAUGGUGAAAGAAACUGUAUAUACAGAGAACGGGACGCUUAUAAGGGCACACGUUCCGCUUCGUUUUGCACAGCUGCUUAAACCGAUGAGACACAUGGUCAAAGAUACGUUAGGGUGA